GUUCUACCACUCACUGGCACCGAUUGCCACAAGGGAAAUAUUUUUAAAAGUUAGAACUAGUAACUCUGCUGCCCAGUGUUUAUUUUUGGAAAUUCGUGAAUGUUCGUAAAUUUGGAGAAAAUAUCCUGUAUUCAUAUAUUCAUAACAUGGUACUAAGACUCCAACAAAAUGUCAUCUGAAAAUUGUUUGGUAAAAGCAAUUUAUUCAUUUAAAGGAAAAAAUAAUGAUGAGCUCUGCUUCAAAAAAGGAGACAUUAUAACUGUUACCCAGAAAGAGGAAGGUGGUUGGUGGGAGGGAACUCUAGGUGAAACAACAGGGUGGUUUCCAAGCAAUUAUGUUACUGAAUACAAAGAUCCUACUGGCUCAGUCACUACAUCACCAAUUAGAGCAGUAUCUGAAAUCCAGGCAUUCAGAAAUGUGGUGCUUAAAGAUAUUAUUGAUUCUGAGAAGGCUCAUGUUGCAGAAAUGCAAGGCCUUGUCAGUAACUUUCUGUUGCCAUUAGAGAAAAGUGAUAUGUUGACUAUGGAUGAAUUCAAGCAACUUACUGGAAACAUUAAUGAAGUAUUACAAAUUCAUGAACAAUUCCUAUCUCUCCUUGAAGAUUGUGCCACUAAAACAGGCCCUGACCAGAGGGUGGGAGGUUUGUUCCUUCAGUGGGCCCCAAAAAUAAAAUCUGUUCACCAAACUUAUUGUGCUGGACACCCAAAGGCAGUAUGCAUUUUGGAUAAAUAUAAAGAAGAGUUAAAUACAUGGAUGGAAAGUGCAGGUGCGGUUUGUCCUGGGGUGCUCGUACUAACUGCAGGACUAUCGAAACCUUUCCGCCGUCUCGGCAAGUACCCUGCUAUGUUGCAAGAACUGGCGAGGCAUGUACACGAAGCCCACCCUGAUAGGGGCGAUACUCAUCGCGCUUCUGUCGUGUAUAAGGAUAUUGCUAGCGCUUGCACAGCUUUACGGCGUCAGAAAGAGCUGGAAUUGCAAGUGGUAACUGGCGAGGUCCGGGGCUGGCCCGGCGGAGAACUGUCAGCAUUAGGAGACGUCCUUCACAUGGGCAGUGUGGCUGUGGGGCCCUCCCAUCAGGAUCGAUACCUAGUUCUGUUCCCUUCGUCGCUGCUGUUACUGUCAGUCAGCAAAAGGGUGUCUGCUUUUGUUUAUGAGGGCUGUCUUCCUUUGACGGGCAUAACAGUUGCCAAACUAGAUGAUACUGAAACACGAAAAAAUGCAUUCGAAAUAAGUUCCCCAAUGAUUGACACUAUAGUAGCAGUGUGUCAAACCAAAGCGGAGGCUGACAACUGGGUUAGCCUGCUCCAAAAACAUUCUAACACCAGUAGCCCUGCCCAUGAACCUGGACAGCCACAAUCUUUACCUCAUAUGACCAUGAGCGACAGUAAUAACUCGGAUCUAUCGUCCGGUCUAAGCAGCCACAAAAGAUCACACUCAUUUAACAAUCAUCAAAGCUACACACAGCACACGCAACAAACUCAGAAAAAUAAGCAAAAGAAUCAUUCCGCACGCUGGCUCCUGAAUUCCUGCGACGCCCUUGACCAAUCGCCCGCCAAGUCCAAUAAAAGUCCCAUUGGGAAGAAAUUUUCAUCUGUUGAUUUCAUCGAUACUUCUGGAUCAAACUACAGCAAUAAAGGAUGGAGCAUUACCUGUCUCCGGCCAGCGCCUCCUCUCCGACCGCAGUCAUUCACAGUGGGCUCGGACGAGAACAUAGGUCCGACGCACCCUUACGCCCCGCACCAACGGAAGUCCAACUCUUAUGAAGAAGACGCCCUUAUCUUGAAGGUCAUCGAGGCGUAUUGUACUUCUGCACGUUGCCGAAACGCUGUCAGUUCCGUGGACUGCGGCCACUUUUCUGUCGGUAAAGUACAAUAUCACGCACCCGCUACUAACAAACUUCACUAUAACUAUACUAAACUUCCGAUCGUCCAGCGAAGCGAGACACCCGAGCAGCAAGGGUGUAGCAGGUCGUCGAAAAUAAAAAGAAACAAAAGCUCAUCGGCGGCGGAUGCAUACCUGUAUCGCGGCCCGGAGACAAGGCGGCUCUUAUCCGAACGAAAGUUUCACUUGAACCGUUCCAAUCCUAAUCUGUGGGAAUGUUCGGAGGAGCGCAAGCCGAAAUUGAUCUGUGGUCGGGAGCGGCGCAGCGGCUCGCACCCCAGCCUGGCUCCGCUGCGAGUCCAGCCCGCCCCCGCGCCCGCUCCCUCUCGUUCAGCCCGCUCAUCCACGUGGUGCUGUGGCACAUUCGUCAAACAGCUCACUAAAUCACAUCAUUUUGAUUGACAUAAGUAGAUUCUUGAGUAUUAGCUCACAUUAUGAUUGAUUCCACAUGGAAUUUACCUAUUCCACAUAUCCGCUCUAUUCAUUGAUCAUCCGAACUAAUUUCUUUUUCUUUUUUAAGUUGUGCGUGAUUGCAGUUAGUUUUUACCUUGAUUCUCAACAUUAACCAAAGUCCAAUCCAUUGACUAAUAAAUUGUUUUGUACAGUCUCAUAGAUUUGCAUGUCUAUUUAUAUAAUUAGUAUUAAAUGCUUUUAGCAAGUAGGAUAUGAGAAUGCGAUGGAUACUUUAAUUAUAAUCUGUAAUUUUGUAACUUUAAAGUGCCAUAUAUAUGCUUUAGAAGCGUGUUAUCUAUGUUAACAUAGAUUUAAAAAUAUUAUAUUGCAAGUUUGCAGUAUUACGUAGAUAAUAAUAAUAUUUGCUUAAUAAUAGGAUAUAAGAGUUAAACUUUAUGGUGCAUUAUUUGAUUUGUGACAUAAAUUGCAUGUUUUGGUUGUAUAGUAUUAAGUUAUACAUUUUAUAUUGUACAAAAGGGUACGAAUUAUAUUUAGCAUUGUUUUUAAAUUACUGACAUAGGUAUAUAAAUAUAAGACAACUAAUUGCGUGAUACCUAUCACUAUAGAUUUAUAUUAAUGGUGCCAUGUCUGAGAUUUAUUCGGCUUAUUGCAUUGUCGUAACUUCUUCGUCAACAUGACAGGCAUUAAGGUGCUUUUACCUGGUAGAAACCAGAGAUGUGCUAAGCAAAUGUGCUGUGAGGAAAUGUCUAGCUAAGCUAUACCAUUAAAGAUUUGACGAUUAGGAUUGGCCAACCAACGAGAUAAAAAGCUUAAUUUAAUCUGCAAAAAUAUUAAUUACCGUAAAUAUCUAAACUACAUUUUCAUGGAUAAAUGUGCCACCUCGCCAAGAGAUAGCUAUGAGUGGACGAUGCAUACCUCGAGUACUGCGAUCUAUCGACAGGGGCAAAAGCAUUCUUAGAUCGUGGCCAUCUUUAGGUAUCAUCAUAAGUCACGCUUCUCUCCCGGAGAGGUAGGCGGAGACCACAUUUUCCCACUUGCCACGGUUCCUGCAUACUUCUUUCUUCGUUCAUAAAUCUCUUCAUGCAAGCUUGUCGAUUCCGGGUACACUUGACCUGACCUUUUGCCAGAAUGUCUCUAAUUUGAUCUUCUAUGCCUUUCCACUGCAACAGUCCCAUUCUCACUCUCUUUGUAUAUUUGCUUUGUUAACCUACCUACAUUCAUAGCAUAGUUGAAUUCGCAUUUACAGAGACGAGCAUAGCACAUUUCUGGUAGCAAUGCACUGUCUCUCUUGAUUAUUGUAUCUUGACAAUUUAACUGGUUAGGUUAAAUUUAACAAAAUAAUUUUCAAAUUUGCUCACUGUUUGAUGCUUUUCAAAUCAGUGAGACUUGAUUAACUACUUUACUCGUCGAUUUUCCAGAAUAAUACAAAAACUGCAUUAUGUCAUUAUUGUGCAUUGUGGUUCAAACUCGUAUUCUCUUGAGUUUUUUUUUAUUAUAUUGUGUCAAAUAGUAAUAAAAAAAUAUAUAUUUUUAUGUACUUGACUUGUGUGAUUAAUUUUAAUUAAGAGUUAUCUUUUACCUAUACGUAGAUAGGAGAAUUACUAAAUCAUGUAAACUUUUAUCCAAUUUUAAGUUUCGUGUAGAGCGGUUCAGAUGGGCAGUAUUCCAACAAAUGUUUCAGAAACUUCAAUAACAAAUGUAAACCCAUUUGUUCCCAUGAUUUUAUAUAAACGAAAAAUACAAUCCGUAGUGCACCUGACGUGCAAAAUGAAUACUUCAUAAUCUGAGUUAGUAAUGCCCAACGCAAAUAAUACUUUGUUUUCCAAGCUAUUCCACAAAAUAAAUGUUAAAACGAAAAAAGUAUCGCGUUCAUUCUGUCGCGGUAUUUUCAUUUAAUUCAUUGUAUCCUUUGCUACUUGAAUCAGUGCUGGAAUUUUAAUUUAUUCAUUAUUUUCUCGCAGUAAUUCAGCGAAGGUCGAAUAAUGCAAAACGCAGAGAGAAGGAACUGCUAAUAGAGACAAGUGGGGCAGGUUAUUAGAUUGUGCAGUAGGUAAUCACGGCGGGCAGCGGCCGGCAGGCGCGUGCCAUUCGUUUAAUAUUGAACAGGAUAGCGCAGUAUUCUGCCUGCAACAUUUACAUAUACGAGCGUUCUCUCAAACCAGUGCCAACUGCAAUAUUCCCAAUCUCGACGCGCAUACUUCACAUACUAUUGUGUUUAGACGAAUAACAACAAACAUUAGAAUUAAGCACAAAGUUCUACUUCUUUUACUGUUAGAAAAUAACAGAUCAUAGAUUUUAAUUUUUGCCGACUCGUUCAAUGAAUAUUAAAUGCAUAGCAAUGUGUCAGUGUCAUAUCUCAUUAGGGAAAAAGGGGAACUAAAAACUAGUAUGAGCUUGUCAAGCGAAAGCUGGCACUGAUUAAUUGAAGUGGAAACUGAAAAAUCUGCUCACGUCACCGACUCAUUACUAUUAUGUUUUACGAUGAACAUCGAAAACCAAUAUGUAUUUAAUUAAACUUUAUGUGGGUGUAGGAUAUGUUUUCUUGCAUAUUAAGGUAUAAGUAUAUGACAAAUUAAUAUAAUAAGUUAAUAAUGUUUUAACAAAACCUUUCUUUUAUUUACGCAGAUAGACAAUAGGUAUUUUUAUCAAUUAUGAGUGGAGAAAAAAAGAACAACGCAAAGCAUGUGAACAAACGUCAGUGUUCACAUUUAUAUUUAGAAAUCGUUAUUCAACUAAACCUCCAUUUAACUAAUCUAAAGUUAACAAGAGUGACAUUUUUAUUUUAAUAAUAUGCUUUAGUUUGUUGUUGCAUUUCAUACGAUUGCCACGAAGAUUGCAUCACUCAAUUAAAUUUUAUGCCACCCGUUGCUACAAGUUUAUUGACUAACUGCGCAAUCUAUUCCCUGUUUAUUUCCCCAUAACUCGACAUUACAGCCAGGUAUAAAAAACACAAUUUGCAGUUCGCAAUGUCGCAGAAUUGUUACUUGAAACGGGGCCAGGUUCUAAGUUAUCUCUUCUAAAUAUUGAUCCAUAAAGCGUGCGAUUUCCAGUGUUUGAAUUUUACGACUUUUUGAUGAAAUAUUUUGCAAAAUAGUUACUGAAAAGAUUUUAAUUAUUUAGUCAGAAAUUUUUUACGACACUCAUUACACAGGUUCAUUUAUCAAGAGUUUUAAUUCGGUAACAAGUUGUAUUAAUUAUAUCGUGGCAAGUGAAAAGAUGUAGUCUCUGCCUACCCCUCCGGGAAAGAGGCGUGAUUUUAUGUAUGUAAACACUACAUCAUCUUACCAAAGGCUCCAUCGGCUAAGUAGAUAAUGUGCUUUUACAUCUACUAUAGGUAAUAUAUAAGACUUUUGAUUACAUUGCCCCCAUCGUAGUGACGUCUUUUGUUAUAAAAUAAAUAUUUUAGCAGUUCACUCUCAGCCGUACGUGAUAACGACCUCUGGAGGCCGGGUAAAGCCGCGGCGUUGACAACACACGGCCCUACACUUUGCUCGCGCGAGCUUUGUCAUUUAUUAUUAAGAUUAUUAUAGUACGGUUUCAGCGGUGUCGUUUCUAUUUAUUACAGUCAUUAGUUACAUAUUUUAUUCCUUUAUGUUUAAAGAUAUAUGUUGUAUACCCAAGUGAUGAAUUUAGUAGAAAUUAAAAUAAAUUUUAGCUUAACUGAGUGUUCCUUAAUUAUGUUUUAUUAUUUUCUUGAAUUUAUUGUACAAAUGAUCGUCGUAGGUUGACAGUAAAACUAAUCCGAUUGAAUAUAAUGUUGUUUUAUCAUUAUUUCCAAGGCAUACAUUACUCAAAUUCCAUUUUGAUGGUGUAGUGAAGCGGGUAUGGUAAGACAAUAGAACUUUCAAUAUGAGUUCAAAUAAUCGCAGUGACACAGGGUUAUAUAUCAAAGUUUACGCUAUUUUAAUAAUAUUAUGUACACGAAAAUGACAUGCGUAAUAAAUAGGUAACAAUUUUGUUCAUAAUCAUAAUACUAACAUAAAUUCCGAUUAUGUUAUUUAAUUUGUAAUUUUUUUAAAGGUUUAGAUAUACGAAAGCUGCCUAUAAAUGACUGGUAUUAAACUAGAAAAAAACUAUAACCAUAAAAAAGAUAACGGUUUUAUUUAUUGAUAAAAAUAUGAAAUAACAAUAGCUUAGUGUAAAGAACCUGAUUCCAAUAAGUUUCAGUAUUAUUUCGCAGUUCAUUAUCAGGCAGCACUUAAUUUUUUUACUUAUAUAGCUUAUUCCUCAUCUAGUCUUUCUUUUAAACACAUAAAACAACAUAAUAUUGAACUUAAUAUGAUUGAAGUAAUGAUAAUUUCAGAUUCAAAAUAUUCUCUGUCUUAAAAUAUUUCUAUCGAUGAGGUGUAAGUUACUUGUAAAGAAUGCAUAACUUAAUAUAUAUUUAGUCUUUGUUAUAAAUAUGAUAUAUAUACAAUAUAUAUCUAUUUUAUUGGGUUUAAUAUAACUAUAUAGUUGAGUUCUGCUAUAUUUAUUUUUUUAUUGAAAUAUAUUGAUAAGUAAUUUUAAAUAAAUUUUCAAAAAGUCUUGCAUACUAAAAUUAUUUCAUUUAAUUGUUAACCUUAAUGUUCUACGUAUCUACAUAGGCCAGCCACUCAUGCAGCAGUAUUAUUUUAAGUUAAGAAACUAAUGUUUCACGUGGAAUGCGUCUACAAGUACACACCUAGUAUUAAAAAUAACGCAAGAUUGCUAUAACCAAUAAUAGCCUACUUAGUUCGUUAAUAGAAAAUCUGCAAAACCUCUGAUGUUAACGGAUGACGGCACCUCGCCCAAUCUCGAAGCCUGCUCUUGAUUGCCCGAUCUUAUCUGGUAUUUCUAGUCCAAUAUUUCACAAUUUCAUGUGCCAAAAAUUUUAAAAGAUAUUCUCUAAAAGUUACUUAAUGUCACUUCCUUCAGAUUUAAUUCAAACGUUAUUGGUACAUAGUCACAAUUUACAUCUUAAUCGUAGCAAGGGUUCAAAAUACCAUUUUCUUUAGGUCUUUUGGAAAAUGGCAAAUAGGUUUAUAAAAAUUAACAAAUUUUUAAUAUAACAGUAUCCAUAUACCUAAAGGUGGGUAUCUUUGAUAAUUUUAUAUUCAAAAUAAUAAUUCAAGUCAUGUUGAUGUAACAGAUUAAAGAAACCAGUAAAAAGGCUACGUUUUAUGAUCAUGAAACAGAAUAUGAUUUGAAUUAUCACUUUGAAUAUCUGUAUGAAGUGAGAUCGUAUAGUAGACA
Molecule: messenger RNA, 7509 nt
Organism: Amyelois transitella
Lineage: Eukaryota; Metazoa; Arthropoda; Insecta; Lepidoptera; Pyralidae
Gene: RtGEF
Product: rho guanine nucleotide exchange factor 6
Exons: 10
Coding region: 169-2283 (704 amino acids)
Molecular function (GO): guanyl-nucleotide exchange factor activity; protein binding
Source: RefSeq, a predicted model, not a curated record